Molecule: messenger RNA, 1158 nt
Organism: Talaromyces proteolyticus
Lineage: Eukaryota; Fungi; Ascomycota; Eurotiomycetes; Eurotiales; Trichocomaceae
Product: Vta1 like-domain-containing protein
Exons: 5
Coding region: 1-1158 (385 amino acids)
Biological process (GO): late endosome to vacuole transport via multivesicular body sorting pathway
Cellular component (GO): multivesicular body
Source: RefSeq, a predicted model, not a curated record
AUGGCGACCAUUCCAGAUAGCCUGAAAGCUGCAGAUGUCGCGCGAUUUGUCAGUAGAGCAGCGCAAAUUGAGCGCGCAAAACCAGUGAUCGCGUACUGGUGCAAUUACUGGGUUGUCAACCAGAUAAUAUCAAAGGGGCUGCAUAAUUCCGACGAAGAAUCUAUUCAGUUCACGACCGAUUUAAUGGACAAGCUGGAGCAAUUCAAAACCGAGAACCCCGACAAUGACGCGAUAACAGAUAAUGUUGCUGGGCAAGCCUAUGUGGAGCAGUUUGGAUUAGAAGUUUUCACCAGAGCCGAUAACGCAGUUAGAGCCAACAAGGCUUCCAAGCAGACCGCAGACACAUUUUUAGCAGCAGCUACGUUUCUUGAGCUCUGUCAUAUCUGGGGUGAGCUGGAUCCCGACGUUUUGUCCAAGAUCAAAUUCGCCAAAUACCAUGCUGUCCGGAUUGCCAGAGCUGUCAAAAAUGGAGAGGACCCGAAUCUAUCAAAUCCUGUGGUGGAAUCCACAACCCCAGAUGCUGAAGGAGAUGCUUUAGACCCCAAUGAUCCAGAAGUCCAGGCACUUCAAGGCACGACCACAUCAUUGUCUACACGAGAACGUCAACCUUCGGUGGAAGAGGUUCCUGAUGAGGCUGAUCGCAUACAGAGAAGUCUUGCUCAACAGUCAACUCUAGAUGAAUCACUUCAUCCAUCCCGAUCGUCUUCCAUUCCUCCACCACAAAUCCCUUCAGCUACGGCCACAACCAGCGUCGAGGAGCCUGCAGUCCCGGUGCUACCAUCAACACCUAGAGAUUUAACACUUCCACAGGUUCCUCCGACGCUUCCAGAUACACCGGGCACACUUCCUGACUCCUCUGCUGCAUUCCAAUCAUUCCCCACUCCUUCCGUGCCCCUCAAGAACCGGGAUCAACCCAAUCCAAUCGCUCCGACAUUCCCUCCUCAAAAAGCCCCUGCAGCUAUUUCGGCGGUAGAGAACCGUUCUCUUACGAUGACGGCAUCGGGACCUAGUGCUACACCCGCCUCGAAUGUAGACGACCAGUCUAUUGCACAAGCACAGAAACAUGCUCGAUGGGCUGUGUCUGCGCUGAGUUUUGACGACGUGAAUACCGCUAUCAAAGAGUUAAAGAUUGCUCUACGGCAUCUCGAGAGCGAAUGA